Messenger RNA from Salvia miltiorrhiza (redroot sage), 1754 nucleotides. RefSeq names its product premnaspirodiene oxygenase-like. Gene Ontology annotation, molecular function: iron ion binding; heme binding; monooxygenase activity. Lineage: Eukaryota; Viridiplantae; Streptophyta; Magnoliopsida; Lamiales; Lamiaceae. Bases 243 to 1754 code for a protein of 503 amino acids. The record is from RefSeq and is a predicted model, not a curated record. The transcript is spliced from 2 exons.
GUGUAUCAUUUCAUCGAAAAAUCUGGCCGUGCAGGCAAGAUCGAACCCAAAACCUCUCACAAAAGAGAGUCUUUGGAUGCCCUAACUUUGCCACUUGAACUAGACUCCAUUGUCUAUAUAACAUAUGCUAUUAAUUACACAAAUACAAGAUGUUUCAUACAGUUUCAUGCCUUUAUCUAUAAAAUCCGACUCAAAUAGUGUAUCCAUGAUCACACACAUAAAAAAAAAAUUAUACUGUCACCAUGGAAAUCCCCUACCACUUUCUUCCAUAUUUGCUCAUUUUCAUCUCCUUUCUCUUCAUUCUCAUCCUAAUCAAACUAUACAAAACGUCAGGAAAUCGUCGAAAAUUGCCACCAGGCCCCUGGAAACUUCCUAUAUUGGGAAACUUGCACCAGUUGAUAGGUUCACUCCCACACCAUGCACUCAGAACCCUAUCGCGGAAACACGGCCCCCUCAUGCAUAUGAGCCUCGGCGAGAUCCCGGUCGUCGUUGUCUCGUCGCCUAGAAUUGCAGAAGAGAUCGCCAAGACCAACGAUGUCGCGUUUGCCAAUCGAGUCGAGCUCAUGCUUCCCAAGAUAGUACUGUACAACUCCACCGACAUCGCGUCCGCUCCUUACGGCGAUUACUGGAGAUUCAUGCGCAAACUCUGCGUGCUCGAGUUUCUCAACCACAAGAAGGUCCGGUCGUUCCAUAGUUUGAUGGAAGACGAGGUUCUGCACCUCGUGGAAUCCGUUCGAGUUUCCCAAGCAAUGCCGGUCAAUCUGAGCCGCCGGAUUCUGUCCACUGAGUGCCGGAUCAUCUGCAGGGCCACGGUUGGGCGGGUCUGCAGGGUUCAAGAGCCGUUGAUCGCGAUCGUCAAGGAAGCCGUGGCGAUUGGUGCAGUUUUCAACGCGGCGGAUCUGUUCCCGUCGAUGAGAUUUCUCCAUCUUUUGUCGGCCGGGUCGCGGGGGAGGCUGCAGAGCAUGCACGUCAGAGCCGAUCGCAUUCUUGAAGAUAUCAUCCGGCAGCAUCAAGAGAAGAGGUUGAUCGGAAAUGGUGAUUCAAUGGAGGAGGAAGAUAUAGUUGAUGUUUUACUGAGGGCUAGUGAGAGAGAUGAUCUUCAAGUUGCCAUCACUACGGAUAAUAUCAAGGCCAACAUUUUUGAAAUGUUCAUAGCUGGGAUAGAGACGUCAUCGUUGGUGAUCGAGUGGGCAAUGUCGGAGAUGAUGAAGAAUCCACGAGUGUUACACAAGGCACAAGCAGAAGUGAGAGCAGUUCUCCAAGGAAAGGAGAGAUUCCCAAAAACCGAAAUCCAGAAACUGAAGUACCUCAAAAUGGUGAUCAAGGAAACCUUGAGGCUGCAUCCGCCCGGCCCGCUGCUGUGUCCAAGGCGCUGUCGGGAGGAGACAAGGAUCCAUGGCUACGACAUUCCCGUGGGCACGGUAGUGUUGAUCAACGUAUGGGCCAUUGGGAGAGACCCCGAGUUUUGGCUGGAACCUGAGAGAUUCGAGCCGGAGAGAUUUCAAGAUGCCACAACUGAUUUCCAUGGCAAGCAUUUUGAGUUCAUACCGUUUGGUGCGGGAAGAAGAAUCUGCCCCGGGAUCGCUUUCGGGUUGGCGGGCGUCGAGCUCUCCCUUGCUCAUCUCUUGUACCAUUUUGACUGGAAAAUCCCAGGUGGGAUCAGUCCAGAGGAAUUUGACAUGACUGAGAACUUUGGGGCAUCGAAUGGGAGGAAGAACAAUUUGCUCCUCACUGCAGACUUCUUGAUUUCCUAG